Messenger RNA from Fusarium vanettenii 77-13-4, 510 nucleotides. RefSeq lists its product as uncharacterized. The transcript is spliced from 3 exons. Gene Ontology annotation, molecular function: serine-type endopeptidase inhibitor activity. NCBI's taxonomy places the organism in Eukaryota, Fungi, Ascomycota, Sordariomycetes, Hypocreales, Nectriaceae. The record is from RefSeq and is a predicted model, not a curated record. Bases 1 to 510 code for a protein of 169 amino acids.
AUGGAAUCUCUCACCAGACCCUUCACCAUCACUGUCGACGGCCAGAAGGUCGCACCUCCAGUUGAAAAUGGCGAUGAUCGCAUUCAUGCCACAACUGGGAACGACGCCGCCGUCUUCACCCUCAAUGACUGCCAUCUCCAGUCUAAUGGUUGGUUCCUGGGCCGCUUCCAGGUCGAGGAUCGGAGCCUUUUGCCCAAGCGUGUUUACUGGUUCAAGGCUGGACAAGAGGAUAGCAUCCAGCCAGUUUUUGCUGUAGAGGAGGGGGACUCGGUUGUUCUGAAAUUCACAGGGUCGCCUCUCGUUGCUAUCGACAAUCGCCUCUUUGCAACCCUUCUCAACGGUGAAUUCCGAGAUGAGGUAUUGGUGCUGGUGGAAGCUGGCUUCACUCGCGUCAUGGGUUUCUCAUCGAGACAAGGCAGUGGCAUUACCUUACGUUGCUCUGUGCUGAAAUGGAAAACCUACUUGACCUUUGUCGUUCCUACAGUCAAAUUGCACUCUCAAAGUUCAUGA